CAGAGAGAGAGACAGGCGAGGGAGGGGCCGAGGUGUCAGGGUUCACUCAUAAACUCACUGAAGGUUGCUGUGAUGUCAUCAGGUGAGCCUCUAGGCGUACACACCGAUUCUCAGGUGAUCUCGGCUGUUUGUCUUCAACCCGUCUCACCUGUCUUACUUCACCUGAACGUCGUCUUUCUGAGGAAGCAGUCACUCAGCAGCAGGAACAACAUGGAGUCGAGAGAGGAGGAGCCUGAGGAAGACACACAGAGAUCCUUUCUGGAAGAUGAAGAUCCUGAGAAUAUCCAGCCCCCCAACAGUACUACUACUACAAGUACUACAACAGCUGAUAGUCCUUCAGCUCUGGGCCCAAAUCUUGCUGCAGCAACAGAUGCUCAAUCAGAUGACGAGGAAACAGGAGAAAAACCACUCAUUGCUGUGGCAAGUACAAAGAGGACAGAAGAUGAGGAAGAGGUGGAGGAAGAAUGUGGGGGAAAAAUAUCUGCUGGAAGUGAGGAGGGUGAGGAAGACGAGGGGUGUAAGGAGGCAGAUGAACUCCACAAGGUGUCUGAUGUCAAGCCAGGUGGUGCUGAUUCAGAGGACAAAUCACUGACGCCCACCAGAGACAGACCAGCUCCUCCCAGCACUCUGGCUUUGUCCAGCCCACAACCAGUGAAGAAGAAAGUCCUGAUGGCUCCAACUCUCAGUCUGUCCUUAGGUCGCAGUGAGUCCACGGUCUCUGAUGAUCUGCCCUCUGUCUUCCUUUCCCCUUCACCUGAAGAUGAAGAUGACACGGCACUUGAUUUUGAUCUGGAUGCUAUGGAGACGCCCUCUGACAACGAAUCGCUGGCCUUCCCCAUGUAUGACCUAAACGUGGAAGACGACCUGCGGCGUCUCGGAGUCGCUUCCAGUCGCCAUAGAGGUCACAGCUCCAGCCCCAGGCCCAGGUCUGACUCUAAGACCGGUUCCCUGCUGGAGACAGACCAGAGCGGACUGGGCUUUCUGGAAAGGGAGGAUGUGGUGGACAGCCAAGGCAUCAAGUGGCGCUGUUUUGCCACAGGUGACCCUCCACAGGAGAGCCGGGCCAAUAUGAGCGUCCUGGAGCCAUUUCUCAGGGUGCUGUCUCAUGGAGGUUACUAUGGAGACGGUAUGAAUGACAUCAUUGUGUUUUCCUCCUGUUACCUGCCAGAAAACAGUCUGGAGAAUUACCAGUAUGUGAUGGACAAUCUGUUCAGGUUUGUGGUGGGGACUCUGGAGCUAAUGGUGGCAGAGAACUAUGUGAUUGUGUAUCUCUGUGCGGGAGGUCAGAAGGAAAAACUGCCGGGAAUCAGCUGGCUCAGAGAGUGUUACACCACCAUCGACCGCAGGUUGAGGAAGAACCUGAAGGGUUUCUAUGUGGUUCAUCCCACCUGGUAUAUUAAAGCACUCAUCACCAUCAUCAAACCCUUCAUCAGCACCAAGUUCAGCAGGAAGCUUCAGUUCAUCAACAGCUUAAAGGAACUCUCUAAUGUCAUCCCCACUGAGCAUGUACAGAUCCCAGACUGUGUCAGACAGUAUGAUGAGAAGCGGUCCAGGUGAGACUCCAGGUGGUGCUGCAGAGUCAUGUUUAUGUAAACCUGUUCCUCUGUCAUCCAGCAGGGGGCGCCUCAGUCUCAUGUGAUGAGACUGUGUCAGCGUUUGAGCAUCCUGGAUGUAUCAGAAUCACUUUUCUCAAGACUUUUAACUUUAUCGACAGUCCUUCUGGUGAGCAGUGUUAACAGGGACUUUUGGGUCCAAGAACUUCACACUUUAAAUAUAAAAUAAGGGUCCUGCAUCCUGCUAUUUCAACGUAGAUGUGACAUGAGCCAGGAAAGAACAAGUGCUCCCUGAGAUUAUAACUUCAUUUCUGUCUGAUUUUAACCUAAACACAUGAGUCACUGUGCAUUUCAGCGUCCCUGAAGAAUCCAGUUAUGGACAGUUACAAUUUUGUUUGUGGAACUUAAAGUAUUAAGAUAAAAGAUGAGUGAUAUAAAACACUUCUCCCUCUGAAAUCCAGGUUCUGUAUGGUGGGUCUUUAAAGGGAACAAACCUUAGAAAGAUAUACAAACAUUGUCACUCAAGUUUAAGUUUAAAGUCAGAACUUUGAGAGGUCUCAGUGUCAGGUAUUUUCAGUCAAAGGGUUUCAUUUUUAAAAAAAGGUUUUUAAGGGUUUUGACACAUUUCCUGACACUUUCAGAGUUGAACUAUCAACCCUGCCUGCAGUCAUUCUUUGCUUUAAAAUUAAAUGUUCUGGGCUGCUGAAUAAACUCGUGAUGGUUCUGUAAUCCGG
Molecule: messenger RNA, 2287 nt
Organism: Archocentrus centrarchus (flier cichlid)
Lineage: Eukaryota; Metazoa; Chordata; Actinopteri; Cichliformes; Cichlidae
Product: BCL2/adenovirus E1B 19 kDa protein-interacting protein 2
Exons: 15
Coding region: 73-1557 (494 amino acids)
Biological process (GO): apoptotic process
Cellular component (GO): cytoplasm
Source: RefSeq, a predicted model, not a curated record